UGCCAGCUGCCAGCAUCCAUCCAUCAUCAGAUUCUCCUCACUCUUCUUUAAUGGCUUUCUCUGGUGCAGCGCCGCCGCCUAAACAACCACCGCUGUCCGACUCUCACCGCCGGCGAGAAAGCAAUAAAUUCUUGCUCCACUUUGGCGGCGGCGAGAACCCAAUGCAUGAAGGAGAAGACAGAAGAAGAGGCAGCAAACGCUACUUGGUUCUCCUAGGAAUCAAUUACAUGUUUCUGUUCGUGGGGUCAGUGUCUUCUAGCCUCCUUUCAAAGUUCUAUUUUAACCAUAAGGGCUCUAGCAGGUGGGUUUCCACUUUAGUCCAGUCCGCCGGAUUCCCUCUCCUCCUCCCCGCCGUCUUCCUCCCUUACUAUGUUUUUCAGUCCACCCAACGCCGCCCCUUCUCCCGGUUCACCUCGCAGAUUUUCGUCGUGUCCAUGAUUAUUGGGCUCUUGUUAGGCCUCAACAACCUCCUGUUUUCAUGGGGGAAUUCUUAUCUCCCCGUUUCAACAAACUCCUUGCUUCUCUCUACUCAGCUUGUCUUCACUCUCAUCACCUCCAUGAUUAUCGUGAAGCAGAAACUCACAUUCGCCAAUCUUAACUGUGUUAUCCUUUUGACUCUCAGUUCGGUUUUGUUGGCUCUUAGUUCGGGCCAUGACAAGCCCGAGGGGCUGACUCGGCCCAAGUUUUUCUUCGGGUUCUUCUCCACGGUUGGGGCCGGGCUGCUCUUCGCCCUGUAUUUGCCGGUAAUGGAGAGGGUAUACGCCAAGGUCUACUGCUACGCCAUGGUGGUGGAAAUGCAGCUGGUGAUGGAGGUGGCGGCCACCGCUUUUUCCUUGGUGGGGAUGGCUGCCAGCGGUGGGUUCGGGGAAAUGAAGGCGGAGAUGCACCGGAAAUUCGACCUGGGGCCCAGGGCUUACUGCCUCACGGUGGCGUUCAACCUGGUGACGUGGCAGCUCUGCUUCAUGGGCACCGCCGGGAUGGUGUUCCUCACCACGUCCCUCACCGGCGGGAUCUGCAUGACGGCGCUCAUGGCCAUCAACGUCCUCGGAGGCGUUCUCGUCUACAGCGACCACUUCGGCGGCUCCAAGGCCAUCUCCACCGCGCUCUGCGUUUGGGGGUUUUGCUCCUACGUCUACGGCAUGUAUAUCAAGAGCAAAGAGGACUCCGGCGAAGACAGGACGGCGGCGCAGAGCAGCGAGUCUUCCAUGGAAAUGGGGGAGAUCGUAACGCACAACGGCUGAGCGACCGUUACAUAUCAAAACAGUAGCUUAUAUAUAUCACUAGUUGUUGUUAUCCAUAGACUGCCCCCAGUAGUCAGUAGAGUAAAAACAUGUAGAGUUAGAUCAGGUGUGGUAUCAUCAUUAAUUAAUAUCAUAAUUUCAGUGUUAAUUAAUAUAAUCCCUGAUAAUUAACCUCA
Molecule: messenger RNA, 1417 nt
Organism: Ipomoea nil (Japanese morning glory)
Lineage: Eukaryota; Viridiplantae; Streptophyta; Magnoliopsida; Solanales; Convolvulaceae
Product: probable purine permease 4
Exons: 1
Coding region: 51-1241 (396 amino acids)
Cellular component (GO): membrane
Molecular function (GO): purine nucleoside transmembrane transporter activity
Source: RefSeq, a predicted model, not a curated record